Messenger RNA from Scleropages formosus (Asian bonytongue), 2290 nucleotides. It is a transcript of the gene eif2a, whose product is annotated as eukaryotic translation initiation factor 2A. Gene Ontology annotation, cellular component: cytosolic small ribosomal subunit. NCBI's taxonomy places the organism in Eukaryota, Metazoa, Chordata, Actinopteri, Osteoglossiformes, Osteoglossidae. Gene Ontology annotation, biological process: translational initiation. Bases 63 to 1814 code for a protein of 583 amino acids. The transcript is spliced from 14 exons. Gene Ontology annotation, molecular function: tRNA binding; translation initiation factor activity; ribosome binding. The record is from RefSeq and is a predicted model, not a curated record.
CACGUGUUCCGGCGCGAGUCAGACCGCACUUCCUGCCGUCGCCACGCCUUUUCCUUUCCAAGAUGGCGCCACCCGCUCCACUUCUUGCAGUUCGUGGAUCGAGCGGCACGUCGCUGCUCUGCGGUCCUCCGGUCUGCGAGGAGCAUCACGCCUUCCAGAGAGAUGCCCGCAGAGGUAAAUACUUCACGUUCAGCAGGGACGGCUCCCUGUUUGGCUGGUGUAACGGAGAGAGGGUCCACGUUGUCAAAGUGGCAGAUGGUUCUCCUCUUCUGUCGCUCGACCUUCCCAAGACGGCCAUGUUGAACUUUUCUCCACUGAACUCCGUGCUGGUGACGUGGCAGUCUUACUCCAAAACACAAAACAACCCCCAGGGAGACCCCAACCUACAGCUCUGGGACCUGCAGACUGGUCACUUACUCAAAUCCUUCUACCAGAAGAAGGCAGAGGGCUGGUGUCCCAGCUGGUCAGAGGAUGAGAGCAUUGCAGUCAGAAAUGUUAACAAUGAGCUCCACUUCUUUGAGAGCAACAAGUUUGACAAUAUUGCUACUAAGCUCCAUCUUCAGAAGGUGACUGAGUUUGUCCUCUCUCCUGGGUCUCAGCCCAGCAAGGUUGCUGUCUAUGUCCCAGGAAGCAAGGGUGCGCCUUCCUUUGUCCGGCUCUAUCAGUACCCCAAUUUUGGGGGUCCGACGUCAGCUCUGGCCAACAAAAGCUUCUUUAAGGCAGACAAAGUGACAAUGUUGUGGAACAAGAAAGCAAUGGCAGUUCUUGUGACAGCGAGCACUGAGGUGGACAAAACAGGAGCAUCUUAUUAUGGCGAGCAGACACUGCAUUACCUGGCUGUGAAUGGAGAGAGUGCCGUUGUGCAGCUGCCAAAGAAUGGUCCAAUCUACGACGUGACGUGGAGCCCCAACUCCAUGGAGUUCUGCGUGGUCUACGGCUUCAUGCCUGCCAAAGCCACGGUGUUCAACCUCAAGUGCAACACGGUGUUUGACUUUGGCACGGGCCCCCGAAACGCUGCUUUCUACAGUCCUCAGGGCCACCUGCUGGUGCUGGCUGGGUUCGGGAACCUGCGCGGCCAGAUGGAGGUGUGGGAUGUGAAGAAGUACCAGCAGGUGUCGAAGCCCCAGGCGCCGGACUCCACCCACUUCUCCUGGUGCCCAGAUGGGGAGCACAUUGUCACAGCAACUUGCUCCCCGCGCCUCCGAGUCAGCAAUGGUUUCAAGAUCUGGCAUUACACGGGCUCUGUAUUGCACCAGCACCUCGUUCCUGAAGGACAGGAGCUCUGGGAGGUCCUGUGGCAGCCUUUCGCUGAUGGUACCUUUCCUGAAAGGGCCAUUCGGUACCAGGCAGCAUCAAGUGAGCUGGGUAGCACGGAACAGAAGCUUGCCCAAGCGUACCGCCCACCUGCGCUGCGUAACAAACCUGCCACUGCCAGCUCCAAAUUGCAUGAAGAGGAGCCGCCGCAAAACCUCAAGCCAGGUUUUUCUGGAGAUAAGCCUCUGUCCAAGACCGCACUGAAGAACCAGAAAAAAAGAGAGGCAAAGAAAGCGGCAAAACAGGAAUCGAAGGCUGAUAUCAUCAGUGAGGAGCUCUCCACACCUGUCCCUACCCCUGUCCCUAACUGUCCUGCACCAACAUCAGGAGAUCCAGAGACUGACAAGAAGAUCAAGAACCUGAGAAAGAAACUGAAGGCCAUUGAACAGCUGAAGGAACAGCAGGCAGCUGGAAAAACACUAGAGAAGAACCAGAUUGAAAAGAUUCUGAAAGAGUCCCAGCUGCUGCAAGAACUCGAAGAUUUGGAGUUGGGACUAUAGACUGAGGAGCACAAAUCCAUCCAUAAGCCCCUCACACACUUGGUCGCUGAAUCAGUUUUCCCGGACACAGAUGCUGAGUGCUGCAUGAAGGCCCAGUGCCCUGGUUCCACACACAGGGAGCAUUUUUCUAACAUGCAUUGUGGAAAAAGGCUCGUUUUGAAACCAGUUUGCUUGAAUGUUUUGGCUAUAGUUAGAUUUGAAUCUUUAUCUCAGAGGUCAGAGCGGUUGUGCAGAGUGAUGGAGUGACGGGUAUCACUUCUCCAUUGUGUAUGGUUCAAACGCUUUGAAUCGCACAGCUGCUUUUAUGUUAAAAAAUUCCAUCUUGAAUUAGGACCCAGUAGUUAAAGCUGUAUAGUUAUCCCAUUUGUAAUUGCUGAAUUCCUGUUAAAGGGAUCUUUCUCUACAACUGCAGCAAACCUGUUUUUCUGAUUUACUGGAUUAACAACAAAGUUGAGAAUAAAAGGAAAUUAAAUGGG